AUGAGGAGCCUCUGGUGGUGGGGUGUGGCGGGGCUGGUGAGUCUCCUCCUUGGAGAAGCGGGAGGUAAAUUUCCGCCCUUGCCCGCAAUCACCAACAGGACCUUUAUCAAGCAAUACAUCGACAUCCACAACCGCUUCCGCAGCGGAGUCAGCCCCUCUGCCUCCAACAUGCUCUAUAUGACAUUUGAUCUAGCUUUAGCUAGAAUUGCUAGAGCAUGGGCAAAUAAAUGUGUUUGGAAACAUAAUCCUAUUCAAAGGUACCAUCCUGAUCGUAAGUUUAAGCCAACUGGAGAAAAUAUGUGGUUGGGAAGUGCCAGCCGAAAGCCAUUUAAUCCUGAGGGUCCAAUUAAAUCAUUUCACAAUGAGAUAAAAUACUACACUUUCGCUACCCAUAAGUGCACCAAAGUAUGUGGACAUUACACCCAGGUUGUUUGGGCUGCUUCAUACAAAGUUGGCUGUGCUAUUGUUUUCUGCCCUUACAUGGAUGGAAAGAAAAAAAAUAAUAACAUUCUUGUGUGUAAUUACGGUCCAGCGGGCAAUUAUGCAGGAGUACGCCCUUAUAAAGAGGGAAGACCAUGUAGUAACUGUCCAAAAGGAGACACUUGUAAAGACAAUCUCUGUAGAAAUCCUGAACGUGACAAAGAAAACAGCAAGCGUUAUUCACGAUGGUAUCCACCAUUUGAAAGCCGGAUUAUAUGUGAUCCAUCUUGCAUUGCUGUUGCAGUUUUAAGGCCAUUGUUAAUGUUUCUGGCAUUUGCAGUUGUUUAUUACUUACAAAUCCAGUAUCCAAGUUUAAGUUUUUCGAAAUAA
This is a messenger RNA of Python bivittatus (Burmese python), 810 nucleotides long. Its product is annotated as GLIPR1-like protein 1. Gene Ontology annotation, cellular component: extracellular region. NCBI's taxonomy places the organism in Eukaryota, Metazoa, Chordata, Lepidosauria, Squamata, Pythonidae. The record is from RefSeq and is a predicted model, not a curated record.